Brachypodium distachyon (stiff brome) is the source of this 3951-nucleotide messenger RNA. RefSeq lists its product as uncharacterized. Gene Ontology annotation, molecular function: nucleic acid binding; RNA-DNA hybrid ribonuclease activity; protein binding. Bases 1 to 3951 code for a protein of 1316 amino acids. The transcript has 7 exons. Lineage: Eukaryota; Viridiplantae; Streptophyta; Magnoliopsida; Poales; Poaceae. The record is from RefSeq and is a predicted model, not a curated record.
AUGGCCGCCGUAGCAACCAUUAGUUCAUGGCCGUCAUCUUCAUACUCCUCCUCCAACGACGACGACGAACUCACCCAGCACAAGCUCCUCGGCCCCAACGCCUACAUCAGCAACGGCGUCUUCUCCGUCGGCGGCCACGACUGGGCCAUCCGCUACUACCCUCUUGGGAACACCAAGCCCAAGUACGUCUCCGUCGUCACCGUGUUCAUGCAUCCGACGGUCUCGAUUAUCGCCACGCCGCCGGAUAAUCCUCCGCCGUCGGAUCUGCCGCGCGAUCUCGCCAGGCUGUACGACUCCAAGGCCGCGUCCGCUUCGUCGUCCGCGGACAGUCCUCUCCAUGAGGAUACACAGGCAAAGCUCGAGCUCCGCCUGUUACUGGAAAAUCCCGAGCCCAACGUCGAGCGAAUUCAACAUAGGGAGCUCCCCGAGGCAGCUCCUAUGCGGCUCGAUUGGAACGGCUGCGCAGGCAGCUGGGGUCGCUUUCCAUCGCACGAAGAAGAGGAGUACCGGCCGCCGGCCGGCGACGAGGACAAUCAAUCGAAUGCGUUUUUGGAGUGCCAGGGUACCCUAAAAAUGCUCGAUACUAAAGCCUUGUCGGGGAUCCAUGCGCCUGGUGCUCCGGCUGUCCGACGUUUUGAAGCGAAGUGGUUGGCUGAAGAUGCUGUUGAUAUGAUUGUGCAAAAUGCUUGGGAUGGGGCGGCUACUUCAGGUGUGGACUCUAGUCUCAUGCAGAAAACAACUAAAGUGCAUGAGGCUUUACAUGCAUGGGAUAGACGUGAGCUGAAAGCCCCACGUAAAAGAAUUUAUGCUUUAAAGGAAGAGCUAGAGGAAAGUCGCAGAGGACCAAUUACGGAUGACUCAAUUGCAGACCAGAAAGAGAUGCUGCUCAAGAUUGAACUUCUGCUAGAACAAGAUGAAAUAUACUGGACACAGAGGGGGAGGGUCAACUGCCUUCGGCAUGGGGACAGUAACUCCAAUUUUUUCCACAAUUUUGCGAGUGCUAGAAAGAAGAAGAAUACUAUUAAAUAUUUGAUUGAUGAAGCGGGUGUAAAAUGUGAGGAUCCUGCUGGUAUGAGUACCCUUAUAAAAUUCUAUUUUGAAGGUUUGUUCCUUUCUAAAGUUUUGGAACCAGAUGAAGAGGUCCUUGGGAAAGUUAAAAGGAAAGUGACUAGGGAUAUGAAUAGAUCCCUACUUGAACCUUUCACGGAAGAGGAUGUAAAGAAAGCUCUGUUCCAGAUUGGUGAUUUUAAAGCUCCUGGCCCGGAUGGCCUACAUGCGGUGUUUUAUAAAAGAUAUUGGUCUUUACUUGGCGAUGAUCUGGUGAAAGAAGUUCUUGAGGCCGUUAACUCGGGCGUGAUUCCUGAUGGAUGGAACGGAACUAUGCUUGUCCUUAUUCCCAAGGUGGAUGAUCCAAAGCGAGUGUCUCGGUUUAGGCCCAUAAGUUUAUGCAACGUUGUUUACAAAGUGAUCUCGAAGAUGCUUGCAAAUAGACUCAAGGUGAUUCUACCUGAUAUUAUUGAUGAACAUCAAAGUGCUUUUGUUCCUGAGAGACUCUUCACUGAUAAUAUCCUCCUGGCCUAUGAAUGUGUGCAUUCGAUCAAGAAGAAGAAGGGGAAGAAGGGGCUGUGUGCGGUGAAGCUGGAUAUGCACAAGGCCUAUGACCGUGUUGAAUGGUGCUUUCUUGAAAAAAUGAUGUUGAGAUUGGGCUUUGACCCAAGAUGGGUGAAGCUCAUCAUGGCUUGUGUGUCCUCCGUGCGAUACCGUGUGAAGUUAAACUCAAAUGUUAUAGAGGGGUUCACUCCUACUAGGGGGAUCCGUCAAGGAGACCCUCUUUCACCUUACUUGUUUCUCUUAUGUGCAGAAGGAUUAUCAUCUUUAUUGAAUCAUGCUGAGACGUCGGGAGAUCUGGUGGGAGUUCGUGUCUGUCGUGAUGCACAUAUGGUUUCACAUGUCCUCUUUGCGGAUGACUCCCUGAUCUUGAUGGAGGCUGAUAUGCAUAGUGCUUCAUCUCUCAAGCGUAUUCUGGACUCCUACUGUGCAAGUUCAGGGCAGCUUGCAAGUGACGCUAAAUCAAGUAUCUAUUUUAGUCCAAAUACUUUGGUUGAAGACCGAGCUGAGGUGUGUUUCGAAUUGAAUAUCAUGACCGAGUCAUUGAAUGAGAAAUACUUGGGGCUUCUUGCUAUGGUAGGAACUGAUAGAAGUGAUUGUUUUAAGCAUUUGAUCGAACGUGUGAAGAUAAAGACGAGUGGAUGGAAGGCGAAGAUGUUGUCAGCUGGUGGAAAGGAAGUGCUCCUUAAGGCCGUUGCCCAAUCUAUGCCUGUAUUUGCGAUGACAGUAUUCAAGAUUCCAAAAAACAUUUGCAAAGGAAUUACUGAUGCUAUGUCGCAGUAUUGGUGGGGUAAUGAUGACCAGAAAAAGAAGAUACAUUGGUUGGCAUGGUGGAAAAUGUGUAUCCCGAAGGAGGAGCAUGAUUCUUUAUGUGCCGGAGUUCUGCGUGCGAGGUAUUACCCGAACGGGAAAUUGUUGAAAGCAAAGCUGAAAAGAGGUAGUUCCUUCACCUGGCAAAGUGUGAUCACGGGCAUGGAAAAUUUUAACCGUGGCUGCAUUUGGCGUGUCGAAGAUGGAUCACAGAUCGACAUUUGGGAAGAUGCAUGGGUUCCUACUAGCCCCACAAGGAAAAUUGUCAUGCCUCGUGGUCAUGUUCUACUAAGCAAAGUUUUAGAUCUUAUUAAUCCGGCAACUGGACGAUGGGAUGAGCUACUGGUACGUGAUGUGUUCUGGUCCAUUGACGCAAAUAGAAUUCUUGAGAUCCCGAUUGCUCCGACUGGAAUGGAAGACUUCGUCGCUUGGCACCAUACGAAGAACGGCCUCUUCAGCGUUUGUUCGGCGUACCAUGUUGAGUGGGACUAUCAGUUUGGAAGGAAGGAAAGAAAUUGUCUGGGUGCUGGAAGAUCUCAAAUUAGUCCGGUGUGGGAGAAAUUUUGGCAUCUCCGUGUUCCUGCAAAAAUUAAGAUCUAUGGCUGGAGGGCCCUGCAUGGUCUUGUUCCUUGCUUGGGCAUUCUUGCUAAUAGGCAUAUAAGUACAGUUAGCGGUUGCCUUGUUUGUGCAGCCGGAUGUGAAGAUAUAAUGCAUGUGUUGUUUACAUGCCAGCAAGCUCAGCAGGUCUGGGAGUGUCUGGGAAUUAAGCAUAUCAUUGAUGAUAUUGUUGCGCUGGACAGAGCUGGGGUUAUUGCACUUGAGCAUAUUAUUUGUAAUACUGAUGUUUGGGAUCCUUUGGGCGGUAUUGGAAUGCCGGAACUGGUUCUCACUGGUGCAUGGUACAUCUGGUGGGAGAGGAGACAAUUAGUGCAUGAUGAAGCUAUCCAAUCUCCGCAUAGAUCGGCCAUGGCGAUUGGAGCCUUGACUGCUAAUUACUGGCGUGCGUCUAAGAAAAAGGCAAAAGUGAAGAAUAUUGGCUGGACCAAGCCAACGGAAAAAUUCCUGAAAAUAAAUGUCGAUGCUACGUUUGACAUUGAUGAAGGCUGUGGGAGCAUUGGAGCUGUGAUCUGCGACUCCCAUGGAAAAUUCCUUGUUGUAGCUUGCCAUGAAGUUCCUUUUGCUUUAGACGUUAUGAUGGCUGAGGCUUAUGCCCUCAGGAAAGGCCUAUUUUUGGCUCCGCAUAUUGGUUGCACGAAGUUUUCAGACAAUAUGCAGCUACUGGAACCCAACGAUGAAUCGGCUGACGUCACCUUCGUUGUCGGAGGAAAGCCCUUCCCGGCCCACAGGGUCAUCCUGGCGGCCCGGUCGCCGGUCUUCAAGGCCCAGAUGUACGGCCCAAUGAAGGAGAAGGACAUGGGCCGCGUGACUGUCGAUGACAUGGAGCCCGCAGUGUUCGAGGCCGUGCUCUCCUUCGUGUACACCGACUCUUUGCCUGCGGGGUGCCUUGAUGGGCCGCGGACCGUUAUGGCAUAG